CCGAGCAAACAAUUGCAUAGCUACCGGUGCGGCUGCAACCCCCCCAAUAAGAAGUAGAAGAAGAAAGCCUUCACUUGCAUCAUUCUGACCGGAAAACAAUGGCAGGGAAAUUGAGCCAUGUAGCGUCUCGGAUCAUGGGCGGAAACGGCGUCGUUUCUCGCUCCAUCGCCUCUUCUCUCCGGCUCCGCUCCGGCAUGGGCCUCCCCGUCGGCAAACACAUCGUCCCCGACAAACCCCUUCCAGUAAACGACGAGCUGGUUUGGGACAACGGCACUUCAUUCCCGGAACCUUGUAUAGAUCGCAUCGCCGACACAGUCGGGAAGUAUGAAGCUUUGGCUUGGUUGUGCGGGGGUUUGAGUUUUUUCGCUUCUCUUGGAUUGCUGGCUGUCUGGAAUGACAAAGCCUCUAAGACACCUUUUGCUCCAAAGGUCUAUCCUUACGACAAUCUUCGAGUAGAGCUCGGCGGUGAACCUUAGGCAUGUCUGGGGGUGGCCGCUGUUAGUGACAAGACAUUGUUAUUUGACUACUAGUCGUCCUGUUUAUUUCUUCUCUUUUUGGGGAAAAUUCAGGAUACUGAGUAAUAAUGUAUUCACGUUUAUUUGGCUGCUGGUGUUGCUUGAAGAACACUAUAAGGUGGUUGUCAUGAUCAAAUCACAGUCCCAUGUUUGCUAGCUCUGGCUGGCUGAUGUAUUGUUGCA
Molecule: messenger RNA, 698 nt
Organism: Diospyros lotus (date-plum)
Lineage: Eukaryota; Viridiplantae; Streptophyta; Magnoliopsida; Ericales; Ebenaceae
Product: NADH dehydrogenase [ubiquinone] 1 beta subcomplex subunit 8, mitochondrial
Exons: 4
Coding region: 99-476 (125 amino acids)
Source: RefSeq, a predicted model, not a curated record